Pecten maximus is the source of this 3222-nucleotide messenger RNA. RefSeq names its product paternally-expressed gene 3 protein-like. The coding region runs from base 1 to 3222 and encodes 1073 amino acids. Lineage: Eukaryota; Metazoa; Mollusca; Bivalvia; Pectinida; Pectinidae. The record is from RefSeq and is a predicted model, not a curated record. The transcript has 3 exons.
AUGUCUCACUUCCCAGAUUUGGGUUCAAACAGUGGAGGAGAUUGGAGCCCAUUUUGUGUAACCUGGAGAAUACGACAACUGGUUAUACCGAGGAUAAUACGACAUUAUACUGAGGAGAACACGACAACUGGUUAUACCGAGGAGAAUCCGACAACUGGUUAUAUCGAGGAGAAUCCGACAACUGGUUAUACCGAGGAGAAUACGACAACCGGUUAUACCGAGGAGAAUCCGACAACUGAUUAUACCGAGGAGAAUCCGACAACUGAUUAUACCGAGGAGAACACGACAACUGGUUAUACCGAGGAGAAUCCGACAACUGGUUAUAUCGAGGAGAAUCCGACAACUGGUUAUACCGAGGAGAAUCCGACAACUGGUUAUACCGAGGAGAAUCCGACAACUGAUUAUACCGAGGAUAACACGACAACUGGUUAUAUCGAAGAUAAUCCGACAACUUGUUAUACCGAUGAGAAUAUGACAACUGGUUAUACCGAGGAGAAACCGACAUCUGGUUAUACCGAGGAUAAUACGACAACUGGUUAUACCCAGGAGAAUAUGACAACUGAUUAUACCGUGGAGAAUACGACAACCGCUUAUACCGUGGAGAAUACGACAACUGGUUUUACCGAGGGGAAUCUGACAACUGGUUAUACCGAAGAGAAUCCGACAACUGGUUAUACCGAGGAGAACACGACAAAUGGUUGUACCGAGGAGAAUCCGACAACUGGUUAUACCGAGAAGAAUCCGACAACUGGUUAUACCGUUGAGAAUACGACAACUGGUUAUACCGAGGAGAAUCCGACAACUGGUUAUACCGAAGAGAAUCCGACAACUGGUUAUACCGAAGAGAAUCCGACAACUGGUUAUACCGAGAAGAAUCCGACAACUGCUUAUAACGUGGAGAAUACGACAACUGGUUAUACCAUGGAGAAUACGACAACUGGUUAUACCGAGGAGAAUACGACAACUGGUUAUACCCAGAAUACGACAACUGGUUAUACCGAGGAAAAUACGACAACUGGUUAUACCGAAGAGAAUCCGACAACUGGUUAUACCGAGGAGAAUCCGACAACUGGUUAUACCCAGGAGAAUCAGGCAACUGGUUAUACCGAAGAGAAUCCGACAACUGGUUAUACCGAGGAGAAUACGACAACUGGUUAUACCCAGGAGAAUCCGACAACUGGUUAUACCGAAGAGAAUCCGACAACUGGUUAUACCGAGGAGAAUACGACAACCGGUUAUACCGAGGAGAAUACGACAACUGGUUAUACCCAGGAGAAUACGACAACUGGUUAUAUCGAAGUGAAUCCGACAACUGGUUAUACCGAAGAGAAUCCGACAACUGGUUAUACCGAAGAGAAUCCGACAACCGGUUAUACCGAAGUGAAUACGACAACUGGUUAUACCGAGGAGAAUACGACAACCGGUUAUACCGAGGAGAAUACGACAACUGGUUAUACCCAGGAGAAUCCGACAACUGGUUAUACCGAAGAGAAUCCGACAACUGGUUAUACCGAGGAGAAUCCGACAACUGGUUAUACCCAGGAGAAUCCGACAACUGGUUAUACCGAAGAGAAUCCGACAACCGGUUAUACCCAGGAGAAUACGACAACUGGUUAUACCGAGGAGAAUACGACAACCGGUUAUACCGAGGAGAAUACGACAACCGGUUAUACAGAGGAGAAUACGACAACUGGUUAUACCCAGGAGAAUACGACAACUGGUUAUACCCAGGAGAAUCCGACAACUGGUUAUACCGAGGAGAACACGACAACUGGUUAUACCGAGGAGAAUAAGACAACCGGUUAUACCGAGGAGAAUCCGGCAACUGGUUAUACCGAGGAGAAUCCGACAACUGGUUAUACCCAGGAGAAUCCGACAACUGGUUAUACCGAAGAGAAUCCGACAACUGGUUAUACCGAGGAGAAUACGACAACUGGUUAUACCCAGGAGAAUCAGACAACUGGUUAUACCGAAGAGAAUCCGACAACUGGUUAUACCGAGGAGAAUACGACAACCGGUUAUACAGAGGAGAAUACGACAACUGGUUAUACCCAGGAGAAUACGACAACUGGUUAUAUCGAAGUGAAUCCGACAACUGGUUAUACCGAAGAGAAUCCGACAACUGGUUAUACCGAAGAGAAUCCGACAACUGGUUAUACCGAGGAGAAUCCGACAACUGGUUAUACCCAGGAGAAUCCGACAACUGGUUAUACCGAAGAGAAUCCGACAACCGGUUAUACCCAGGAGAAUACGACAACUGGUUAUACCGAGGAGAAUACGACAACCGGUUAUACCGAGGAGAAUACGACAACCGGUUAUACAGAGGAGAAUACGACAACUGGUUAUACCCAGGAGAAUACGACAACUGGUUAUACCCAGGAGAAUCCGACAACUGGUUAUACCGAGGAGAACACGACAACUGGUUAUACCGAGGAGAAUAAGACAACCGGUUAUACCGAGGAGAAUCCGGCAACUGGUUAUACCGAGGAGAAUCCGACAACUGGUUAUACCCAGGAGAAUCCGACAACUGGUUAUACCGAAGAGAAUCCGACAACUGGUUAUACCGAGGAGAAUACGACAACUGGUUAUACCCAGGAGAAUCAGACAACUGGUUAUACCGAAGAGAAUCAGACAACUGGUUAUACCGAGGAGAAUACGACAACCGGUUAUACAGAGGAGAAUACGACAACUGGUUAUACCCAGGAGAAUACGACAACUGGUUAUAUCGAAGUGAAUCCGACAACUGGUUAUACCGAAGAGAAUCCGACAACUGGUUAUACCGAAGAGAAUCCGACAACCGGUUAUACCGAAGUGAAUACGACAACUGGUUAUACCGAGGAGAAUACGACAACCGGUUAUACCGAGGAGAAUACGACAACUGGUUAUACCGAGGAGAAUCCGACAACUGGUUAUACCGAGGAGAAUACGACAACCGGUUAUACCGAGGAGAAUCCGACAACUGGUUAUACCGAAGAGAAUCCGACAACCGGUUAUACCGAGGAGAACACGACAACUGGUUAUACCCAGGAGAAUCUGACAACUGGUUAUACCCAGGAGAAUCCGACAACUGGUUAUACCCAGGAGAAUACGACAACUGCUACUGAGCAUUACUGCCAAUCGCCUGACGUCAUUGGUGUCAUCAUGGAAGGUGCGGAUGGGGUUAAAGGGGUUGGUAUUGGUGUUCUAUCGCCACAUCGCCACAAUGAAGUGAGAUCACUCUAG